AUGGACAGGAGUUGGAUGUUAAUUUCUGAUAGAUUCAGUCAGCCAUAUGUAGAUGGGGUGAACUCAUUUAUUGAAUUUGCAAAGGCUCAUUUGGGUGAGGCUAGAGAGAUUAAGUGCCCAUGCAUCAAUUGUUGUAACUUUUAUAAGCAGGAGUAUGAUAGUGUGAAGGCUCAUUUGCUCAUAAGUGGGAUGAUAGUAUCAUACACCACUUGGUUAGAACACGGUGAACUUCCAGAACACAAUAACCUUGAUGAAAGCAAUGGUGAGAAUGAUGAGGAUGAAGAUGAAUAUGAUGAACUGAUAGAGGACUAUCAGAGGGGGAAUUUUAUGGAGGGUGAUACUCUAGAAAGAGAGGAUGUACGACAUUUUGAUAAAUUGCUAGAUGCUUCCCAAUGUUGCUUGUACCCAGGUUGCAAAAACUCAGAUACUUUGUUAUCAUUCGUUAUUCAGAUGCUACAUGUGAAGGUAGAAAAUAGGUGGAGUAAUAAGUCUUUUGACAAGGUUUUGGAGAUACAAAGGCGAUUCUUACCAGAAGGCCACGUGGUGCCAGGGUCAAUUUACGAGUGCAAGAAGUUGCUACGUGACUUGGGCUUGGGGUACGAGCCCAUCGAUGCAUGUAAACAUGAUUGUGUACUAUUCUGGAAGGAGAAUGCUCACUUGGAAAAAUGUCCCACAUGUCAAGCAUCUAGGUACAGAGUAAAUGAUAGCAAGGGUAAGAAGAUCCCUCACAAGAUAUUGCGUUACUUCCGAUUGACACCUAGGUUGAGAAGAUUGUACAUGUCUAGGAAGACGACAAAAGACAUGAGAUGGCAUAGUGAUAAGCGUGUGGAUAAUGGUGUAGGGAGGCAUCCGAUUGAUUGUAAAGAGUGGAAGGAAUUUGAUUUGCAUUAUCCAAAGUUUGCCCAGGAGACUCGCAAUGUUAGGUUGGGCCCAGCCACCGAUGGGUUCAACCCUUUUGGGGACAUGAGCACUUCCUAUAGCAUGUGGCCUGUCAUACUCGUGCCCUAUAACCUCCCACCUUGGAGAUGGACUGAUAUUGAUGUCUACCUAAGGCCAUUGAUUGAUAAGUUGAAGGAUUUGUGGGAGAAUGGUAGAACUAAAGGUUAUUUGUCUUGCCCUCCUUAUAAUGAUAAUCCGUUGUCACGUGGGUUGAUCAGUAAGAUUGGGUGGGUGGGUCAUCGAGCUUACUUGCCUGAUAACCACCAUUGGAGGAAAGACAAAAAGUUUGAUGGUUUAACUGAGCUUAGAAAGAAAUCCUUGGAUUUACCGGUGGAAAAAGUAAUGGCUCAAUUGGAUCAAUUGCGGGAAGUCAAGUUCGGAAAGGAUCCUACCAACAAGAAAAGACCACGAGAGUCUGAAGAAUUGAAUUGGACAAAGAAAAGCAUAAUGUGA
Camellia sinensis is the source of this 1392-nucleotide messenger RNA. NCBI's taxonomy places the organism in Eukaryota, Viridiplantae, Streptophyta, Magnoliopsida, Ericales, Theaceae. The record is from RefSeq and is a predicted model, not a curated record.